Messenger RNA from Meriones unguiculatus (Mongolian gerbil), 973 nucleotides. It is a transcript of the gene Catsperh, whose product is annotated as transmembrane protein 262. Bases 542 to 892 code for a protein of 116 amino acids. Lineage: Eukaryota; Metazoa; Chordata; Mammalia; Rodentia; Muridae. The record is from RefSeq and is a predicted model, not a curated record. The transcript is spliced from 3 exons.
GGAGUUAAGUGUAUUAUCUAAAGAAAGGGCAGUUUCCAUUCACUUCCUGUCUCUGCUCAUUGAAGUUGAUGGUGACAAGUGGUGUUAACUCAGAGAGCCUGGGAUGUGGCCAAAGCCUUCCCUCACUUGGGAGAGCCUUCUAGUCAUUUAGGCCCCAAUCUCUCACCUGCUUUAAACUUGCUGUGGAGCUGGGACAUGCUCCGACACCUUGGCUGAGCCCUCACCUCUUCCCUGUACAGUGUCCCCUGGGGACAGCGAGCUGCCCACAAAGUGCAGAGGAUGGAAUGGUGGGUGCGUGCUGCUGUCUCCUCCUUACACCACAGGCUCCUGCCACUCAGCACAUUUUGCCCACCCCUCCACAAUGGAACAUCCUCAAUACCCAGACACAUUCUAUUUGUUGGGAUCAGGAUGUUCUAGAACCUUGCCCUCUCCAAUGCCUCCCUCACACAGAACACCCUAGAAUAGCAGGAUUUUGCUGUGCCUGAACAAUGACCACUUACUCCAGUUCUGGGGCCUGACAGGAAACUAGGCCGUGACCAGGAUGCGGUGGCGGGACCGCGUCGCCGUGUUGUUCUUCCCUCCAGGAUUGAUGCUCAGUGUAGCUGCACUCAUGCUCUUCUUCAUACACAUGGGUGUCUUUGCCAGUGAUGUUCACAACUUCUGUGUCACCCACCACUAUGACCGCAUGAGCUUCCGAUACACGGUUGUGCUGACAUUCUCCCAGGUGAUCAGCAUCUGCUGGGCUGCCAUGGGGUCACUCUACGCAGAGAUGAGCACAGACAAGUUUCUUCGGUGCUUUGCUUUGACCAUCCUGAUACUCAAUGGAGCCAUGUUCUUCAACCGCCUGUCCCUGGAGUUUUUGGCCAUCAAUUACCGAGAGGAGAGCCACUGAGGCCUCGGGACUGGGGACGGGACUAAGAAGGGAGAUGGAAAAAGCUGCUUCAGAUGUUUUAAUAAAGUCUGUUGUUUAUUU